AUGGAAAACUCAUUCGGUGCGGCUCCGCUGCACAUGGCCGAGGCGGUACAGGGCAUGACGGGGAAGCUGGAGUGCAACAUCACGUCUCCGAUCGCCGGCGACCGGGCGAUCCUGGUCAUUUGGUACAAGGGUGGACAGACGAUACCGCUGUACACUUUCGAUGCCCGAGAUACCCGUGAAGGAUCGCACCGGAGUUCCAAUUCGUCGUUCGAUGGAAGGGCCAGCUUCUACCCGAAUCGGCUGCCGGCAACGUUGGAGAUCCGGCAGACCAAAAGCUCCGACAGUGGGGUGUACCGGUGCCGGGUGGAUUUCCACAAGAGCCCCACCCGGAACACCCGGGUGCAGCUGUCCGUGAUAAAGCUACCCGGAGACAUCUACGUGUUCACUUGCACCCAUGACAUAAUCUUGGUUGCCCUGGAGAAAUCCAUCACGCGUACCGGGAUAAAAUUACAGGCGGUCGUCAACGCCGUCGCCCGAUGA
This is a messenger RNA of Topomyia yanbarensis, 480 nucleotides long. RefSeq lists its product as uncharacterized. Bases 1 to 480 code for a protein of 159 amino acids. The record is from RefSeq and is a predicted model, not a curated record. Lineage: Eukaryota; Metazoa; Arthropoda; Insecta; Diptera; Culicidae. The transcript has 4 exons.